Cladocopium goreaui is the source of this 2306-nucleotide messenger RNA. Lineage: Eukaryota; Dinophyceae; Suessiales; Symbiodiniaceae. The record is from the annotation of a GenBank genome assembly.
GCUUUGGCUGCCAUGAUCCCCGGUGGCCAAGCUCCGGUCUCGGGCCGAGGGCCGCCCUUGUGGAGCCAUGGCGUGUGGGAACAGGGCCCUGAGACGGUACCCAGACAGGCAGCGAGGAGGACGGCAGCUGUUGCUUCCACUCUGGUGGCUGCUGGCACAGCUCUUCGCCGCCGAACAGGGCACUCCUGCGCCCGAAAAGCCGUCGCCGGAGGUGAUGCGGUAACGACGCUGGAGCCGACGCGGCCAGGGGAGCGGCAGGCGCCGCCCACGGGAGAGUUGCAGGGCGACGUGUUUUUGGUGCAGACUCCAUUGACCCUGCCGCCCCCAGUGCCAGCAGGGCUUGCAAACAUAUUGCCCAAGCAUUCGGUGGUGCUGGCCUCGCUGAGCCACGGCGGCUACGCGGCCUUUGACUUCGUCCCCGAGGCGGCGGAGGAUCCCAUGGUGGCGCUGCAGCUGUUGCUAGGCGGUUCCGUGGACGGCCUCUGCGGUCUUCGGCGCCUGCAGAGGCUGCCGCGCCAAGCGCUGCGCUUGGGGAAGGUCAAGCAGCUGACGGUAGAGGAGGUGAUUGCCGGGGUGAACAACACCUUCGACAAGCAGCUCUCCUUGACCUCAAACGAUUGCAACAACUACUCGCAGGCCGUAUUGAAGGCCAUCCUGCAGGACCCUGAAAAGAUGGUGCAGGAAAGGCUGUUCUCCACCUUGGACUGGGAUGGAAUGGCCUCGGAGAAAGUGGAGUACAAGGAGCCAUCUGUGCUGAAUGCGAUCGUUCUGGUGGCUGGGACCACAGUGGGUGCUGGCAUCUUGGCCCUGCCCGCCGUGACGCAGCCUGCAGGAUUCAUCCCAUCCACGCUGGCGCUCACUGGAGCGUGGAUGUAUAUGGCCACCACGGGGCUCUUCAUUGCGGAGGUGGCGUGUAAAACAAUGGCCACCACUGGAAAGCCGGCCACGUCCUUGAAAUCCAUGGCAGCAGGUUCAGUGGGCCCAAUAGGUGCCUGGUUAACGUCUGCGGCCUUUGUCUUCCUCCACAUGGCUCUACUCAUCGCUUACUGUUCCCGGGGCGGCGAGCUCCUCACCUCGUUGUUGCCGGGCUCCCUGGGGGUGCCACCGCCCUUGGCGUUCGCGGGGCUCUUCGGUGGCUUCAUCUUCGUCACCAAGGGCACGGAUGCCUUGGAUCAGGGGAACAACAUUUUCGCCACCAUUGUUGUGGCCUCAUUCUUCGCCUUGGUAGCCCUUGUCAUCCCUGCGGGCGAUCUUGGACAACUUUUUUCCACCAGCAACUGGUCACAAGCCACCGAUACCAUCCCCACGCUGCUGUUGUCCUUGGUGUACCACAACGUGGUGCCUACGGUGUGCGCACAACUGGAGGGAGACCGCAACAAGAUCACCAAAGCAGUGGUAGUUGGCAGUCUCAUUCCAUUUUUGAUGUUCGUCAUUUGGAACGCCGCCGUGCUGGCCGCAUUGCCCGGCGCGACGGGGACCGCCGAUCCCUUGGAAGUGCUGCGGAGCAGCGGCAGCCCGCUGGUGGCAGGUGGUAUUUUGGCCUUUUCGCUUUCGGCCAUCGUCACUUCCUUCGUGGGAUUUGUGGUGGCGCUGACCGACUUCUUCGCCGACUUUCUGGGAGGUGAAGACAGCUCCUCAACGGGGCCUGGCUUUUCACUUGCGAAGCUUCGAGAUUUCGCGCUGACGCUGGUGCCACCGGUGCUAGUGGCCGUGUGGGAUCCCAGCCUCUUCUUCCAGGCCAUUGAUCAGGCUGGCGCCUUCGGGGUCUCGACCCUUUUCGGUUUGCUGCCUGCCUUGAUGGUUCUUUCCCAGCGCUCCAACGAGUCGCCAGUCUUGACCCGAAACCCCGAAUUUCUGGGCGGCUACAAACGCGGUCCUAUCCUCCCUGGCCCCUUGCUGCCCCUGCUAGUGGCUGCUGUGGCCCUGUGGGUGGUCGGGGACAAUGCCCUUGAGCUGCUCCAGCCGGGGCUAUAGGGACCGGCCAAGAUGGGCCAAGUACUUGGAGGAUGGUAGAGGCGAAAGUUGUUGAUGUCUGGUGAUUUCUGAAGUCCUGAAGUGUCAGGAUUUUCUAUGUUUCUGGCAGGUGAGUUUGAUGUGGGGAGAAAACCCAGCUUGUCAGUUGAAACUUUCUGGAGCCAAACAUCCAUUGUCAAGAGAUGUGUUGACGGCUCCAACUAUUGCAAGCAUAAUGUCGAUCUGUUGAAAGGUGUCGGGUGAGAAGGCCUGAGCCAAUUUUCGAGCUUCCAAACAGUUUCAUUCACUUGAUGUUGUGCGAAGUUUUAAGCUCCCCCAUUGGUAACGAAAAA